Messenger RNA from Ambispora leptoticha, 962 nucleotides. Lineage: Eukaryota; Fungi; Glomeromycota; Glomeromycetes; Archaeosporales; Ambisporaceae. The record is from the annotation of a GenBank genome assembly.
GAAAUAAAGAAACUACUAUUGUUCAUGCUCCAUUACCGUCUACUAGCACUAGAGCCAGUACUAUUAAUAAGACAAUACAAUCAAUUGUAAACAUCAUUAAACCCGCUUGGUUAAGUAUUCUUUUGGUUUUCAUCCCACUUGGAAUUAUUUCUUAUUAUUUGCAUUGGGGUGAUGCUUCGACUUUUUCAUUGAAUUUUUUGGCCAUUAUUCCUCUUGCAAAACUUUUGGGAACGGUCACAGAAGAUAUUGCAUUGAGAAUUAGUCAAAAGAUUGGUGGUCUUUUGAAAGCAACAUUUGAAAAUGCUGUCGAAUUGAUUGUUUCAAUUAGCGCCAUUCGUCAAGGCCUAAUACGAGUCGUUCAAGCGUCAAUAUUGGGUUCAAUUAUCUCAAAUCUGCUGUUAGUAUUAGGAAUGUUUUUCUUAGUAGUCGGAUAUCACGUAAAAGAAUACAAUUUCAACCAGACGGCAGCUCAAACUCGCGCAAGUUUGAUGACACUAGCGUGUAUUGCAUUAAUUAUUCCCACUGCAUUACAUGCAAAUGCUGACAAAAAUGAAAUUACACAGGGAAUUCUCAAUUUGAGUCAUGGAACGGCGGUAGUUUUGCUUAUUGUUUAUGCAUUUUACUUAUAUUUUCAAUUGAAAACUCAUAAGUAUCUACAUAAUGAAAUCCACGAAGACGCAGAGCUAGAGGAGCUAGAGGAGCGAGAAGAACCGCAACUUUCAUUAUCAAUAUCAGUUGCAUUGUCAGCAGUUAUCACAGUUGCAAUCGCAUUCUGUGGCGAAUUCCUUGUUAGUUCGAUCGAAGGCAUCAGCGAAACUUCGGGUUUGAGUAAGACCUUUGUUGGUCUUAUUCUAAUACCGAUAGUUAGUAAUGUAGCUAAUGCAGCAGAGCAUAUGGCUGCCGUUUCCGAGGCAAAAGGCGAUAUGGAUCUGAUCAUUGGCGCUGCGGUCGGAAGUUCUAUA